AGCCUCCAGCCAGGCUCCACCAAGCUUCAAUUGGCACUGUGAGGGCAGGCACUUCUUGAGGCAGCUCUACGUUUAGGUAGCUAGCUAGCUAGCCAACCAGACAACUAGAGCUAGUACAUCAUCCAGUAUUUUGCUAGCUAGAUAUCAUCAGGGAGAUCAGUCUCCACGCUUACUUCAUACAUAACUCGUCGAUAUGUCGGCAUUUUCUGAAGCUGCUUUAGAGAAGAAACUAUCGGAACUUAGCAACUCUCAGCAAAGUGUUCAAACAUUAUCUUUGUGGCUUAUACAUCAUAGAAAACACUCGAAGACCAUCGUCAGCGUUUGGUUCAACGAGCUGAAAAAAGCCAAGUUGUCGCGGAAGCUGACUUUUAUUUACCUGGCCAAUGACGUCAUCCAGAACAGCAAGAGGAAAGGACCAGAAUUCACCCAUGACUUUGCCCCCGUCAUCGUUGACGCCUUCAAACAUGUGUCCAGGGAUGGGGAGGAGGGGUGUAAGAAGCAGCUGGGCCGGGUCCUGUCUAUCUGGCAGGAGAGGGCCGUGUAUGAGAACAACCUGCUGGACCAGCUCUCCAGUGUCCUGCAGGGAGAGAAGAAGGCUAAGAAGAGGCCGUACGAGGAGAUUAAACUGGACAGUGAGGACUUUGCCUCUCAGAGCUCCCCUGGCGAGCCCCCACAGACAGUAGAUUUAAUCCGGGCCCUGCAGGAGCUGGAGAACACAGCAUCUGGUGACUCAGCUCUGCGUCAACGCAUCUCUGCCCUACCUGCUGAGGUGCAGGACACGUCACUGUUACACAGGGUCACAGACAAGGAGUCAGGGGAGCGUCUGUCCAGGCUGGUGGAGGAGGCCUGUAUGCUGCUAGCUGAUUACAGCGGACGCCUGGCAGCUGAGAUUGAAGACAGGCGGCAGCUGACACGCACGCUGACGCUGUUCCUGCACAGCCAGAGGGACGGUCUGGCCCAGAACGAGCUGAAACUAGAAGAGUACAAGCGUAAACUGGCGCGGGUGACGCAGGUCCGUAAGGGUCUUCGUUCCCGUCUGAACAACCUCCCAGACCUCUCCCUGCUCCCCAACGUGACAGGUGGACAUUUGCACUUGCCCUCGUCAGGCGACCUCUACAACCCCUCAGACUGACUGCUUAUCUGCCCCCCUCACCCCUGAUCAACUGCCCCUGCCCAGUUACCUGAUUCGACUUACGUCUUGCCCUAUCUGGUCACGUGUGGAUUAUAUGUAGCCUUUAUCAUGGGUUGUUAAACUUGCUGUUGACACAUUCUAUCUCCUUAUCCUUCACUUCGAGGGCUUAACCCUUGUGUUAUCUUCGGGUCAUUCUGACCCAUCAGUCGUUGUGACCCACCGUCGUAUUGCGACAACUUUACCGCAUACAAAAACAAAGUGAAGCAUUUUCUUUUAACCAUUGGGCUGUCUCAGACCCCCCACAUUGCGGAGGUUAAAAGAAAAUUAUUUUUAUUUGUUUUUGUAUUGGGUAAAAUUGGGUAAACACAACAAUGGUUCGUUAUGAACCUUUGGGUCAUGUGACCCGAAGGCAGCACAAGGGUUCAUCAUAAUCAGUCAAUAUUUGAGCAUUUCUCACUGCAUUUUCUGUGUGCAUUCGGCCAUUCCUUACAAUAAACACCAGUUCUCAUCCUAGCGUUCAUUUAACAUGUAUUAGUAGCACAGUGUUAUUUCACUGCAUCCUCAUCCCUCUCUUUCUCUGUGUGUGCUAACAAUCAGCUUUAGAUUUAGAACGUAUUACAUGCGUUCAUGGUACACACUUCCUGUUUGCUGCUCUUCCUUUGAUGUGUUGAAUCAACAUUCUGUUUCAAAUGCAGAUCUCCUCAUCUUUCCCUUCUCCACCCAACUUCCUACAAACAGUCAGGAAUGACACUGUUGUAAUCUUAUUUUUGUAUUUACAGUGGAUUUAGCUGCAGUCUGACACCAGAUUAAUAAUGCAGUGAUCCCAGAGUAUAACUCGAUCAGUAGGAUAUCGCAUCUGUAUGAUUGGCUAUAGUAUUUUUUAUUAUAUUUGUCAUCCACAUGAACUUAGUUGUCUUUUAUAAUUGCUGUAAAUUGUAUUCUAUCCUGCUGACAUGGCUCACUAUGUUUUAGAUCAUGCUGUCGGGCGCUUCACUGAGAACAAGGAUUGUUCCACUUAUUUAAUGGCCUUAAAAAGGAUUAAACCCAGACCCAGAAAUAGAAAUGAUAUCAAGUGUAAAAGUAAAUAUACUAAUUGGCGAUGUUUGAAGAAAACAAUUUUUUUUUAGAUGUACUUGGUUAUGUUAUCUCUUUCAGGAAGGAUUAUUGUCCAUUGUAUAUAAUAUUCAAGCAAAGUUGCAUGUAAAUAACACUAAUUGGUUUUACAGUAUUUAGUUUGUCUACAUAGAUUUAUUGGGGAAGGGCUGUCAUUCCUAAACCCUACAGGAGCCUUACUGCAGACACAUCUAAAUGUGAUAUCUCCAUUGCAGCUAAAGCUUUCCCAUAUUGGAAUGAGUGGAGACAACAGUGUUGUGUGCUUGUUUAACGUCUAUUGACCUUUUCCUGGUUUUAACCUCACCUAAAUGUUGUUCAACACGCUACGACAGCUAUGGAAGUUAAAGGGGCUUUACUCUUCACAAAACCAGACCUACUGGUAAAUAACUCUGAUUUGUAAUUUGUUGUCAGAACCAAAUAAACAGCAGAAUAUAUGAU
Messenger RNA from Osmerus eperlanus (European smelt), 2683 nucleotides. RefSeq names its product regulation of nuclear pre-mRNA domain-containing protein 1A-like. Gene Ontology annotation, molecular function: RNA polymerase II complex binding. NCBI's taxonomy places the organism in Eukaryota, Metazoa, Chordata, Actinopteri, Osmeriformes, Osmeridae. The transcript is spliced from 7 exons. The record is from RefSeq and is a predicted model, not a curated record. Gene Ontology annotation, biological process: mRNA 3'-end processing. The coding region runs from base 194 to 1132 and encodes 312 amino acids.